Messenger RNA from Malassezia sympodialis ATCC 42132, 918 nucleotides. RefSeq names its product F1F0 ATP synthase subunit gamma (gene ATP3). NCBI's taxonomy places the organism in Eukaryota, Fungi, Basidiomycota, Malasseziomycetes, Malasseziales, Malasseziaceae. The record is from RefSeq and is a predicted model, not a curated record. Gene Ontology annotation, molecular function: proton-transporting ATP synthase activity, rotational mechanism. Gene Ontology annotation, biological process: proton motive force-driven ATP synthesis.
AUGUUCUCCCGUGCUGUUACUAGGCCUGCUCUUAUCACGGCGCUGGGCGCUCGCAGUGCCCUCGUCCCCGUGGCUGGUUUCCACGCGAGCGCCGCUCCCCAGGCGUCGCUCCGUGAACUGGAAGCCCGUCUUAAGAGUGUGAAGAACAUUAAGAAGAUCACCAAGUCGAUGAUGAUGAUCGCCUCGACUCGUCUCGGUCGUGCUCAGCGUGCCAUGAAUGCGGCUGUUGCGUUUGGCGACGCCAGCGAGGAGGUUUACAAGCAGUCGGAGGUUCAGGUGCCGGAGGGCGGUAAGCAGCUGUUCAUUGUUGUCUCUUCCGACAAGGGCCUUUGCGGUGGUAUUCACUCAUCUGUGUCGAAGCGUACCCGCUCCGAGGUGGCUCAGAUUGCCAAGGCUGGUGGUGAGUCGCCGAGCGUGGUGGUUCUGGGUGAGAAGGCAAAGGGCCAGCUGAGCCGUGCCAUGCCCCAGAACCUGGCGCUCUCCUUCAACCAGAUCGGCAAGGGUGUUCCUACCUAUGACGAUGCCCUGGCUAUCACUGACACCAUCAUGAAGAGCGGUAUCGAAUUCGACAAGAUCAACAUUAUCUACAACAAGUACGUCUCGUCGAUCUCGUUUGAGUCGACGGUUGUACCUGUGUACAGCGAGAAUGCUCUUCUCGAAGCGCCUAAGUUUGGCGCGUACGAGAUGGAGGAGGGCACCGCUAAGGACCUUGCUGAGUUCUCGUUCACCAACGCUGUCUUUGCUGCGCUGGUCGAGGGUCACGCGUCGGAGAUUAACAGCAAGCGUAAUGCCAUGGACAACGCCUCGAAGAAUGCUGGUGACAUGAUCACCAACCUCAACCUGCUGUACAACCGUGGACGCCAGGCCACUAUCACCAACGAGCUUAUCGACAUUAUUACUGGUGCUUCGUCGCUGUGA